AUGACUAAGCAUGCGUCAUGUUUUCUGAUCGUCUUUUACUCUUCGCGAUUCGAAACAAAAAUCUUUUUAUACAUUCUCUAUUGCGAAGGACCAGAAUUUUGUCAGUAUUUUCCCCGACUAAUCCGACCUAGAUUCGACUCGGACACUCCAAACACUGUUUACCAAGCCCGAGGGAGCAAGUAUCAUUACUCAUCGACUGCCGUUGCAAACGACACCUAUCUCGGGCAGACUAGGACAAACGGAGUUGCUGCCCACACGAUCUCCGAGCCGUAUCAACCGCCAUCAGCACCUACAAAUUUAUCCGUGCGCGGAAAUCAAAACUUCCUAGGUGCAGAUCCUGGCAUACGUCCGUCUUUCAGACUCGGGUCUCUAGCAGAGCAGCCGUUCGUGAGAAUGAGGAUCACACAGUGGACCGCAUUCUCAGAUCAUGAUGAAAGUGGGUGGAUAUCCAUAACUGCCGUUCCCUCCGAGCCUUUAUCUACUCUGGGUCCGGAAGUCUGGCCUUAAGACUACUCUAGAGGGAAACGUCCUGGUUUGAAGCUCUCCCGGUCCGCGUUCGGCCUUAGACAGUGGACCUUCAGUGGAUGCACUUGCACCGGGAACAGACGUAGAGACCGGCCGCACCGCCCCUCCUGCAAAACUGUCAGUCAUAA
Molecule: messenger RNA, 653 nt
Organism: Guyanagaster necrorhizus
Lineage: Eukaryota; Fungi; Basidiomycota; Agaricomycetes; Agaricales; Physalacriaceae
Exons: 2
Coding region: 1-507 (168 amino acids)
Source: RefSeq, a predicted model, not a curated record